Phaedon cochleariae (mustard beetle) is the source of this 1164-nucleotide messenger RNA. NCBI's taxonomy places the organism in Eukaryota, Metazoa, Arthropoda, Insecta, Coleoptera, Chrysomelidae. The record is from the annotation of a GenBank genome assembly.
AUGCCAAAGGCAAUGUCCGGAAAUACUUCUGACUACAGGGGUACUUCAACUGGAACAUCGACUUCUACGCAACCAAUGACCUUUUCCACAGUGGCAAGCCAACAAGCAGUUCCCAAAUUCCCAAAACAAGACCAAGCCAUACUUUUCCCAUUUAUAGACGGAAUCAAAUUACAAGAAUAUGUCGUUGCCUUAGGACCAAUAGUACAACCAAAAAAUAUCCUUUUCUCCUCUAGGAUCUCAAAUAAUAGAAUAUGUAUUUACCUUUCCAGUACAGAAGCAGUCAACAGCUUUCUGAAAAACUGUGGUCAGAUAAAAAUAAAAGAAAACAUCAUAGAUGCACGUAGAUUGAUCACUCCUGCUAGCCGUUUGAUUCUAUCCAAUGUAUGUCCAGCAAUACCCCACGAGAUAAUCCAAACUCAUCUAGUUAACCUGGGAAUGAAACUACUAUCACCCAUUUCAUUCCUACGGGUGGGAAUCCAAGAGCCACAGUAUAGUCAUGUGCUUAGCUUCCGCAGACAAGUAUAUUACUCACCCACAGACAAUAUGCCAAUUCCCGAAUCGUUCCUCAUUAAAUUCGAAGGCACAUCUUACAGAAUCUUCCUAUCGAAAGAUGGACUUAACUGUUACAAAUGUAAAAAAUCAGGACACUUAGCUGCGUCUUGCCCCGAAACCAUACCUGAUGAAAACAUCAUUAUAGAGCCUUCCCAACAACAACGAAUCGAACAACCAAUCGAAACAACUCCAUCUGAAGAAGCCACAAUAGAACCUAACUCACAGACUGAGGCAACAGAUAACAACCAAUACCAAAAACGUCCAAGAUCCGAAGUAUCUUCCCCCUCCUCAGAAAACCCUCCACCAUCAGGCAACCAGGAGGUCAAUUUCCUAGAACCCAUCCCCCCACCCCAGAAAAAGAAAAUGAAACCACCUGAACCCACUGAAAACCCUUUCGAAUAUGCAAUACUACCAGCAAAAAAAGCUAUUGAAGAAGCUGAUCCACCUCUUAUCUUGAACUUCACCCAAAUAGCUCGCUUCCUGGAAGAAUCAUUUGGAACGACCAACCCACUGGAUAUCGCAACCGAAUAUACCAAAGACAUCCAGGGCCUCUUACACAUGCUCACCAUUAUUGGCAUAUACCUGCUUUGUAGAUUAGUUAUAUUUUUAUAA